CAGAUGUUGAAAGAGAUUCGUUGGUAAUCCAGUUCAGCAAUGAGCUGCAUAAAUUCAAGACAGGACUGGAAGAAUUCCGGCAUGUGGACACUUUGUGGAUGCAGUCUGGAAAAAGGCAGCCCAAGAUGGACAGAACUUUGGAAUCUCUACAACACAUCAUUUCUCAAGUCUUGCCUCACAGAGACCCUACACUAGCUUUUAAAGACUUGAACGUUGUGGCAAUGCUUCAGGAAUUCUGGGAGAACAAGCAGAAACAGAAAGGUGUGUUUUCAAGUGAAGGCACUGUGAUAUACGAGUCACUAAACUUGCCUGGGCCUCCAUUUGUAAGCUAUGUCACCCUGCCUGGAGGAAGCUGUUUUGGUAAUUUUCAGUGUUCCCUAAGUAGGGCAGAAGCGCGACGAGAUGCUGCAAAAGUGGCUCUUAUCAAUUCUCUGUUCAAUGAGUUGCCUUGUCGCAAGAUCACAAAGGAAUUCAUUAUGGAGAGUGUCCAAGAAGCUGUUUCUUCCACCAGUGGUACUUUAAAUGAUGCAGAUGAUCCCAGCACAAGUAUUGGAGCAUAUCACUAUAUGCUAGAAUCAAACAUGGGAAAAACAAUGCUAGAAUUUCAGGAGCUUAUGAUCGUGUUUCAGCUUCUUCACUGGAAUGGAAGCCUUAAAGCUCUGCGUGAAACUAAGUGUUCUCGGCAAGAAGUGAUUUCCUACUAUUCCCAAUAUAAUUUAGAUGAACGGAUGAGAAGUCAUAUGGCACUGGACUGGCUUAUGAAAGAGCAAGAAACUCCAGGCAUUAUAUCACAAGAGCUACAAGUGGCACUUAGAGAGCUUGAAGAAGCAAGGAAAGCCGGGCAAGAGCUGCGGUUUUACAAAGAAAAAAAAGAAAUCCUUGGCCUAGCACUGAGUCAGCUGUAUAGUGAUUCUGCAGCCACCUCUUCAAAUGAUGAUCAUAUGAGCCUAGCCCUCAGCGGCUAUCACUAACAUGCAUUUGAGAGAUGGGGUUAUCAUAAGCUUCGUCAACAGCAAGUAACUGUUUACCUUACCUAGCGUAUUGUGUAAUGUACUAAGCUGAAAGUCUCAGAUUUCUUCCUUGAUGAGAAGAAUGUAUUCCAGGUAGGUAAGGACUCCUUGUAUAUUAAACUAAAGGUCCCAGGAAGCAAGAAAGGACAUAAUGCUUCAGUUUAUGCUUCUUUCAUUGGUUGGGCAAUGCCUAAAACUGCCAUGAUACAAUCUCAGAAUGGACCAAGAGACUUUUUAGAAUCUCUCUUUAAAUAAUAAUAGCAUUUAGGCUUCUAACUUCUUUAAGAAGAAGCAUAGUUAGUUAAGUAUUGUUGACCAGACCUUUUAGUGUAUUGAAUUAAUUCAUCUGGGAGAUGUAUGGGAAAGAAGUGAAAUAUCCUUG
Molecule: messenger RNA, 1392 nt
Organism: Python bivittatus (Burmese python)
Lineage: Eukaryota; Metazoa; Chordata; Lepidosauria; Squamata; Pythonidae
Gene: LIX1
Product: limb and CNS expressed 1
Biological process (GO): autophagosome maturation
Cellular component (GO): cytoplasm
Source: RefSeq, a predicted model, not a curated record